AUUAAAAAUUGGAAGUACUUGAAGCAUUUGAGCCAUUGUAAGAAGAUCCUGCAGUCGAUUGUCAGCCAACUGAUUGACAGUAACUAUUUCCUGAGCAAAACGGUGCUGCCAUCUGCAAAAAAUCACCACGAACUCUGAUACCAAUUUGAUGGUUUGAUUCUCUCUUUUAUCAUCCAUAAAUCCACGUGAAGUUUAAGAUUCUCCGAGUUGGGUACAUCGUUACUUUUAGGAUCCCUCAUUUUGGCGCACAACUAGUACAGGUCGACCAAGAUGCCAUCAGACGCGAAAAAGAAGCAGCAAGCCAAGAAGAAGGAGGCAGCUAAAGCUAGACAAACUGGUAAAAAACCAGCGUCAACUAAUCCUACUAAGGAGGAUGGAAAGGAGCAGAUUAAUGCAUCAGCAAAUGAAGAGAACGGAACUAAUGGAGUACUGAGCGCCGAAGAGGCGUUAUGCUUAAAAUUAGAAUCAGAUGCACGUCUGAAUGCUGAAGCUCGAGCCUGUACUGGAAGUUUAGCGUCGCAUCCACGAAGUCGUGAUAUAAAAAUAUCUAAUUUUUCAAUAACAUUUCACGGAUGCGAGCUUCUGCAAGAUACAAAUCUCGAGUUGAACUGCGGAAGGCGAUACGGUUUGUUGGGCCAAAAUGGAUCCGGAAAGUCGACACUGCUCUCAGUGAUCGGUAAUCGUGAAGUGCCGAUUCCUGAGUCGAUCGACAUAUUUCAUUUGUCCCGUGAAAUGCCGGCGAGUAGCAAAACAGCUCUGCAGUGCGUGAUGGAAGUAGACGAGGAGCGAGUGCGCUUAGAGAAAUUAGCUGAAGAACUGGUCGACUGUCCAGAAGAUGACGCCCAGGAGCAGCUGAUGGACGUUUAUGAGCGUCUUGAUGACAUGUCUGCAGACACUGCUGAAGCGCGAGCUGCUCAUCUGCUCCACGGUCUUGGUUUCACCACCAAAAUGCAGAACACUGCCACCAGAGACUUUUCUGGAGGUUGGCGUAUGCGAAUCGCACUAGCUCGUGCUCUCUAUGUAAAGCCGCAUCUUCUGCUGCUCGAUGAACCGACCAAUCACUUGGAUUUGGACGCCUGUGUAUGGCUCGAAGAGGAAUUGAAGACUUACAAACGUAUUCUUGUUAUAAUAUCACACUCUCAAGAUUUUCUUAAUGGUGUUUGUACGAAUAUUAUUCAUCUGAAUAAGAAACUUCUCAAAUACUACACCGGUAAUUAUGAAGCAUUUAUUAAAACCCGGGCUGAAUUGUUGGAGAACCAAUCUAAGCAAUAUCAGUGGGAGCAAGACCAAAUAGCUCACAUGAAGAAUUAUAUCGCGCGUUUUGGUCACGGAUCCGCUAAGCUUGCUCGUCAAGCUCAAUCUAAAGAAAAAACUUUGGCUAAGAUGGUCGCUCAAGGUCUCACUGAAAAAGUUAGCACUGAUAAAGUAUUGAACUUUUAUUUCCCAUCUUGCGGUGGUAUACCACCGCCUGUUAUCAUGGUACAGAAUGUCAGUUUCCGGUACAAUGAUGACUCACCGUGGAUUUAUAAAAACUUGGAAUUUGGUAUUGAUCUUGAUACCAGGCUGGCACUUGUUGGUCCUAAUGGUGCUGGUAAGAGUACAUUACUCAAACUACUUUAUGGAGAUCUGGUACCAACCACUGGAAUGAUUAGAAAAAAUAGCCAUUUACGUAUCGCUAGAUACCAUCAGCAUUUGCAUGAAUUAUUAGAUUUAGACAUGUCACCGCUGGAUUAUAUGCUUAAAUCAUUUCCAGAAGUUAAAGAACGUGAAGAAAUGCGUAAAAUAAUUGGUCGUUAUGGUUUGACUGGUCGCCAACAGGUAUGUCCAAUUAGACAAUUGUCCGAUGGUCAGCGUUGUCGUGUAGUAUUUGCUUGGUUAGCAUGGCAAGUACCGCAUUUAUUAUUGCUCGACGAACCUACCAAUCACUUGGACAUGGAAACAAUUGAUGCGCUCGCAGAAGCCAUCAGUGAUUUCGACGGUGGAAUGGUUUUAGUUUCUCACGACUUCAGACUCAUUAAUCAAGUCGCCGAAGAAAUUUGGGUGUGUGAAAAUGGAGCAGUGACUAAAUGGCAAGGUGGAAUUUUGCAUUACAAGGAGCAUCUUAAGAAUAAAGUACUGAAGGAUAAUCAAACGCGAGCUAAAGAAUUAUUGAAUCGUGGAAAAUAAUAAAAAAUACUGUUUAUAAAUUCAAGAUAAAAUAAUUUUGAUCUGAUUCUCCGCUCUGUUAAAAUUCGAUUUAAUUAUUCUAUUCCAUCGUGUUAUCAUUCAGAUAUUAAUAACAAUUACUUAUAAUAAUAAAUAUUAUUGUACUUUACUACACACUUUCGGUAUAGAGAGUAAAAUAAUAUUAAAAACGACAAUUUAAGUAUUAAAUCUCGUCAUUGUCAUCGUAUACGCUACUAUGUAGUGUGAAUAAUCGUGUCAAUUGACUUAGAUAAUUUAUUUAAACGAUAAAUUCAAUCAAUUAAAACCACCCAACAUAUUUGUUAAUUAAAUUAUUAAUAAAUAAAAAUAAAUUAGCUCAAUAAAAUUAAAUUAAUGCUUGUCACGGGAAACAAAAUAAAAAAAAAUCAAGUUAUUGCAAUUUGAGCGAUAACAAAUUAAUAUUUAAUGAUUUUAAAUUUUUAAUUGAUGUAAAUUAAAAUAAAAUAACGCUGGAGGGAUU
This is a messenger RNA of Cotesia glomerata, 2665 nucleotides long. RefSeq names its product ATP-binding cassette sub-family F member 2. Gene Ontology annotation, molecular function: ATP hydrolysis activity; ATP binding. The record is from RefSeq and is a predicted model, not a curated record. The transcript has 6 exons. Bases 271 to 2166 code for a protein of 631 amino acids. Lineage: Eukaryota; Metazoa; Arthropoda; Insecta; Hymenoptera; Braconidae.